This is a messenger RNA of Naegleria lovaniensis, 1179 nucleotides long. RefSeq lists its product as uncharacterized. Bases 1 to 1179 code for a protein of 392 amino acids. Gene Ontology annotation, molecular function: GTPase activity; GTP binding. Lineage: Eukaryota; Heterolobosea; Eutetramitea; Acrasida; Naegleriidae. The transcript is spliced from 2 exons. Gene Ontology annotation, biological process: small GTPase-mediated signal transduction. The record is from RefSeq and is a predicted model, not a curated record.
AUGUUUGAAUUUGUUACCCUCAAUCGAGAUCCCUCUCCUUCCCGAAGACGAUCCUCAUUCGGAGGAAAGAAUAGUUCAAGUAAUGCCGUAUCCAGUGAAUACGCAGCAUCUGCUGUUACGGCUCAAGUAAAGAUCUCCAUCAUGGGAUCCGAGAAGGUUGGUAAAACAACCUUACUCAACCACUACAUACACAAGCAGCAUCGAAAAACAAUGGGAAAUACGAGCAUGGAUGAAGAGAGUGCUCCCGAGUCGACAGUGUAUGACUUUUCCUAUGCAACAGUGACUAUGAAUGUGAAUGGAGGACAGCGUCGUAAUGGUAGUAGCAGUAAUAAUUUUUCCUCGUCGUUCGAUUCCACACAGCAGCACUCCAAGGCUUUUUGCUUGUACUUUUCAGAAUGCUCAGCUCGUACAGAGUAUGCAGAACUGAGACAAAUAAGCUAUGAGCAAACUGAUAUUUUCAUUGUGUGUUUUCGAUUGGACGAUGAGAGGUCGUUUGUGGAGGCCAUUGAUACGUGGAUGUCAGAGGCUAAGUACGCAGCUUGUCAUGCAGCUCACAACAACAUGACCAACAACAGUCAGAGAUCGAGACUCGUCCUACUUGGACUAAGAUUCGUUGACCAUACUGCUGACACGACUCAAACUUUGUUAUCUGAAUCGGAAUUGUAUAGUAGUGAACAUGAAUUGCCAAAAACCCUGGAAGAAAAAGAUCAUCUUCUCUCUCAAAGAAGAAUUUCUUUGGAAUUGUCUCCAAGCCUAACGGAUGUCAUUGAUAUCAAGACGGAACAAACAGAACAGCCUUGCAAAAGCAAUGCUAUUAGACCUCGACUCAAAUCUUAUUCUGCACGAAAAAGUUGUUCUCAACCCGCAUGUUGUUCCUCUUUCAAUGAGAAGCGAAGAGGGUGUACAGUUCAUCUCAAUAACCUAAAGAGCGUUGGAGGAUGUUUGAAUUAUACGUUCAUGGCUCACGACUCCAAUAGAAAGGUUAGUUGGGGAAUGAUCGAGCAAGGUAGGAAGGAGCUGUUGAAUAGAGGAAUUGAUCAUGUGUACUAUGAAUGUUGUGCCACCAACCAAGGAAACGUUCAAUUUGUGAUUGAGGAGUGUGUGAGAGAAUACUACAACCAACUCGUUGCAAAUGCACAAACACAUUCUAAAAGAUUUUCCAACCGAGUAUCGUUGUAA